GUCACGAGGUCGUUUGGCAGCAAUUGCAACUUUUUUAGCACGCAAAGGGAGACGUCCAAAGUAUUGCCCCGACAUCGACCUCCUCAAGACUAUUUGGCCAUGAGAGCCAGACGUCGGUGGUCGCAAUUCGCGGCAGUGCUGCUCCUUUACGGAGCGCAUGUGUCAUUCAUGCAGCCUGGCCGUCCUUGCGCGGGCCACCUCGUGGCGCGAAGGGCAAUGCAGCCAGACGAGGACAUGGCCUCCUUGGCACAACGGCAGUUGAAGCUGGCUUUAGACCGCUUGGACGGAGAGCAGCGCCGCUUGGAGAUGGCAUCAGUGCCGCUGGAGAUGGCGCUGGAAGACUUACGAAAUGCAAAACGGGAAAGGGAUGAGCCGAACGUCCAGGAGGCCGAGAAGAAAGUCCAGGAGGCCGAGAAGAAAGUCCAGGAGGCCAAGAAGGAGGUCCAGGAGGCCGAGAAGAAAGUCCAGGAGGCCAAGAUGGACACGCAGGCGGGCUUCGGCUGGGUCGCGGAUGGCAAUGCGACAAUGUUUGCCAACGAGCUGCUGGCGUCUCAGGCGCUGAGUUUGCGUGACAAAAUUCGUUAUCCCAACAUUGACGUGAACCUGGCGGAAGAGCUCGGCAUGCAGAUUUUCCCGCUAUCCCAGUUUUUGAACGCUGAUGAAACCAAACCGUGGCUCUUCGUGCGGAACCAGACCCGCCUGGUGUGGGAGGAGGCAGUGCGUGGUCAUAGGCGUGUUGCGGUGAUCGGGUCCCCGGGCAUCGGCAAAUCGUUUUCCAUCGCCUACCUCCUGCGCCUCCUGAUGAAGGAGCAGAAGACAGUGGUCUUCGAAGCCAGAAAGUGGAAAGCUGUCUACCUCUUCAUGCCGGGCGACGACGGCUCCUACGAGGUGCGGACCAUGGAUUCGACAGAUUGGGCGCCCGGGAAGUGCUCUGAGCUCAAGGACCCCGAGAAUUAUUACGUUGUGGACCCAGACAAAGCUGAAGAUCAGUACAUUUACCCUGCCAGGGCCAGGACCAUCGUGGCACCCUCGCCUGAUCCAAUGCACUUUGGAGAGUGGAAGAAAGACGACCCAUUAUUUUUGUACAUGGCAACAUGGACCUUGCAAGAAGCGCGGUGCGUGCUCAAGUACCUCCGCCCCGACUUCAGCAACAAAGAUGUCGAAGAGCGCUACUACAAGUUCGGGGGUAUUGUUCGGCAUUUGAAGUCUGCGAGGCCCUACCAGAUAGAGAGGGCUCGUGCCGAUGUUUUAGGCAAGACAGAAUUGCUCGAGAGAAUCUGGAGAUCCGGCAUCAUCGACCAAGGUGGGGAGUUAAAGCCGGCGCAUUUACUCUUCCAGAUCAUGCCGGAGAAGGACUUCACCACUUUUGCGGUUGAAUGUGUCAGUAAGGAAGCUGCAGACCUCCUCAUCACGACGUUUGAGGAGAAGGUACAUAGGUAUAUGGCAGCUUUCAAGGAUAUUGACAGAAGUGGGUUCGGCAAGGUUUGGGAGAAGUUUGCUCACCGAGAGCUUUGCCGCGGCCGGAUGCUUUAUGCGAGGCCGGUCGAUGUUGAAGUGCCAAUGUUCGAGGUGGAGUUUUCCAAGCUGGAUCGUCGGCAGGUGGAUGGCAACCUGACGGAUCUUUUCAAACAGGCCAGAAAAUGGCGAAACAAAUACCUGGAACCCAAAGAUCCAUUCAUGCCAUCCAUCGACUCCUGCACUGCUCUCAAGGAGACGUAUGGAGGGUCGAAUCAUGUUUUGGUCGUUUCUUGCAUGCACAUGACGUUACAUGCCAUGUUUGUUUUUGCGUUCCCGUGAAGGACGGCGAGCUGAUUUGCUUCCAGAUCACCACUGCCACACAACACCCACUUGAUGUCAAUUUGUUGGAACUGGCAGCGCGGGAGAGUGGAGUUCACAAGAUCAUUUUGUAUUGGGUCGUUCCCAAGGACGAUUUCCGCGAGUUUGUGCGUCAAGACACUCCCAUUCCCAGCGUGGAGCUGGUGCAGCGUGUGCUGGCAAUUGAUACCCCCACCAACCCUUUCACUCAUAGGGAGAUGGAGAACAGGAUGAGGGAGCCAAACCUUUCGACUCUAACAGAAGAGGACAGGAAGUUUCUGGGCAAUGCCUGCAACGACACAGUCCGCAGGUACAAAGUGAUGAAGACCUUUGACUUCUCGGAUGUCAAGAAGAUGGUCAACGAGGUUCUGCGAAAGGGAGUCAAGAAAGGACGCAACGCAAACGAAGCAUGGAUCCUGAGAGCGGCCGAGGCUUGGGAUGACAUUUUGAACCGCUCAAGGCAUGCCACAAAUGCAGCUUGAGGCGCGAGAUAGGACAAUUGACAGUGUGUGCGGAAAAUGCAUCAACAGUGAGAGAGGGUCUCAACGGCAGGGCUUGCGUUGACAUUCACGCGGGGGUUGUGCCAAGCAGUUCUUGACAGGUCAAGAAACCUUGAGAUGGCCAUCCUUUAGUUUGCCUCAUUCCUGCC
Effrenium voratum is the source of this 2464-nucleotide messenger RNA. The record is from the annotation of a GenBank genome assembly. NCBI's taxonomy places the organism in Eukaryota, Dinophyceae, Suessiales, Symbiodiniaceae.